UGAAUACACUGUCAGGAGCAUCUUUGUCUAACCUCUCGUCCCAAGCGCAUCUGAAUCCAGAACAUAAGAGCAGAGGAACUGAACAUCUUGGAAGCAUUGACUUUAAAAUAAAACAAUCGUUUUAACAUUGUUAUAGCUGUAUCAUAAUACCUUAUUGACAGUCAGAGUAAAGUGUAAAUCAUUUUAAACAUUUGGCUGCAGACUAUGGGGCGGCUGCUGUGCGUGCUGUGGGUGUUCCUGGCUUGCUGUGUUGUCCAAACAAACGCAGAGACAAUAUGCGGGACCAGGCAGUUCCUGUGUGGGAACGGGAAGUGCAUUACGCUGAGAUGGGUGUGUGACGACACAGAUGAUUGUGGAGAUGGAACUGACGAGCUCCCCGGAACCUGCUUGGCCAGAACAUGCGGAACCACAGAGUUCAGCUGUGGUGGACAUUUGAACCAGUGUGUUCCCAGUACCUGGCUCUGUGACGGCAAAGCAGACUGUGAGAAUGGAGCUGAUGAGGAGAGCUGUGCGCCCAAGCACUGCGCAGAUAACAAAUUCCACUGCAGUAACAGCCAGUGUGUGUCGGCCUCUUUUGUGUGUGAUGAGGAGUUGGACUGUGAUGACGGGAGCGACGAGGCUUCCUGCCCAUCCACCACCUGUAGCUCCACCUCCUUCCAGUGCAACAACUCUGUGUGUGUGCCGCGCCUGUGGGCCUGCGACGGAGACGCUGACUGCUCGGAUGGCUCCGACGAGUGGCCCCAGAACUGUGGGACGCGAGCCCCUGGGGGUGCCCCCAAGCCCUGCUCCCUUCGGGAGUUCCAAUGUGGCAGCGGGGAGUGUAUCCACAGCAGCUGGAAAUGUGAUGGAGGAUUCGACUGCCUGGAUCGCUCUGACGAGACCAACUGUAGCCGCCUCACCUGCCGCCCCGAUGAGUUCCAAUGCGGUGAUGGCACCUGUAUCCACGGCGGUCGCCAAUGUAACCGCCAGUACGACUGCAGAGACUUGAGUGACGAAAUGGGCUGUGUCAAUGUGAGCCAUUGCAAGGGUCCCACCAGGUUUAAGUGCCGUAGUGGGGAGUGCAUCAGUAUGGAGAAGGUGUGUGACAAGCAGCGUGACUGCAGGGACUGGUCAGAUGAGCCUCUCAGAGAGUGUGAUUCCAACGAGUGCCUGUACAACAAUGGCGGCUGCUCACACAUCUGCAAUGACCUGAAGAUCGGCUAUGAGUGCCAAUGCCCCACCGGCUACUACCUGACGGACAAGAAACGCUGUGAAGAUAUCGAUGAGUGUGCCAACCCAGAUAUCUGCAGCCAGAUCUGUGUCAAUCAUAUGGGCAGCUACAAGUGUGAGUGUGAGGAGGGCUACCAGGUCGACCCAGCCACUAAAGCCUGCAAGGCCAUCGGCACUGUAGCCUAUCUGUUCUUCACCAAUCGCCAUGAGGUGAGGAAGAUGACACUGGACAAGAGUGAGUACACGCGUGUCAUCCCCCACCUAAAGAAUGCAGUGGCUCUGGACAUGGACAUGGUUGCCAAGGAGAUUUACUGGUCUGACCUCUCCCAGAAGAAGAUCUACAGCACCUCAAUGGACUUGGCUGCAGACACAGCGCAACACAAAGUUGUGAUUGACAGCGACAUCGAAGCUCCGGAGGGCAUUGCCUUUGACUGGGUCCACGGCAACAUCUACUGGACCGACAGUAUCCGCAGCAGCAUCUCCGUGUCAACCGCCAACGGGAGCCGCCGCAAGACUCUCUUCCGGAAUGACCUGGCCAAACCCCGUGCUAUUGUGGUCGACCCCCACAGCAAUUUCAUGUACUGGACUGACUGGGGAACUCCAGCCAAGAUUGAGAAGGGAGGUCUGAACGGAGGAGACCGUGCUGCUCUGGUCACAGACGACAUUGUGUGGCCCAAUGGAAUCACCCUUGACCUGCUGAACCAGCGGCUGUACUGGGUGGACUCCAAGCUGCACACCCUCUCCAGUAUCAACGUACAGGGUGGCGGCCGAAGGACACUCAUUAUAGAUGAACACAGGCUAGCCCAUCCCCUAGGCAUCACUGUGUUUGAGGAAAGAGUGUUUUGGACAGAUGUCAGCAACAAUGCCAUUCUGAGUGCCAACCGUGUGACAGGCAGGGACAUCAAGCCUGUGGCAGAGCACCUGGUAUCCCCAGAGGACAUUGUGUUGUACCACAACCUCAAACAGCCAACUGGCAGGGACUGGUGCAAGGUGGCCAACGGAGGCUGUGAGUUCAUGUGUCUGGCAGCCCCCCAGGUGGGCCUACAUUCCCCCAAGUACACCUGUGCAUGCCCUGACAACAUGCUUCUGGCCAAAGACAUGAGGAAAUGUGUACCAGCUGCACCAACACCUGCAGCUCCAGUCAAGCCCAUUGUUCCCGCCUCCAACCCCCCACCGGCACCCGUUCGCACCUCCACUGCACCUCCAGCCCGCACCACCACUAAGGCCCCCAUCAUCACUACCACAGUUACGCCUGCGCCUCCCCGCACUACCAAGCCUGUGCCACGCAAACCCCAGCCUGCCCAGCCAGAUAGACCCAGGAUCCCCCAGGCCCAGACUACCACAGUGCCUCAAGUCACCACUCAGGACAUCCGCCAUGAAUUUGCUGCUAUACCCACAGCCCCUUCAACCCCUGCAGCUUUAUACAUCGGGCUGCCUAUAGCCAUUGUGUGUCUGGUGGCCUUUGGUGCCGUGCUGCUGUGGAGGAACUACAGGCUGAAGAACACCAACACCAUUCACUUUGAAAACCCAGUCUACCAGAAGACCACUGAAGACCAGGUGCACAUAUGCAGGAGCCACAGUCCAGACGGCUACUCCUACCCACCGAGACAGAUUGUGAGUCUUGAUGAUGAGGCUUGACCAUAGUGCUGCCGUUCCCUGCCAACACAAAUGCUUUAAGAGGAGAGAGCAGAGGAGUAAGAGAAACAUUUUAUAUAAGCUACCUGGACAAUCUUAUUUAAUUUUUUUAACCUCAAAGACAUAAGAAGGCAGAGAAAGUGUCAUACCGCUGACCAAACCACUGUGUGCUCAAAGACAAAUGGAAGCUCUGGAAAGAAAAGCAGGAAAAGGAGGAAGAUUUCUCAUUCAUGUGUCUUUCUUGCCCAUUUGUGCACAAUCCAGAGCCAUAAGAGACCAUCAACUCAUCUCCACCAAGCUUGAGUUUUAUUGGCUCAUUCUACACCAUAGUAUUUUUCUCAGAGACUAUUUGUCUGAACUGUGAAAUGUCCUACAAAUAGAAGACUGUUCAGAAGUUGAACCCCAUUAUGAAAGAACAGUAAUGUAAUUGUAAUAUUUGAGUGUUUUGUGUUUGUGAAGAAGUGCCCUUGAUAUAUGAGGUGACUGCAACUUUAUUUAACAGCACUUAGAAUUGAGAAAAAUCUCUCUUUCUUGUUACGUACAGUAGGGAGAACAAGUAUUUGAUACACUGACGAUUUUGCAGAUUUCCCUACUUACAAAGCAUGUAGAGGUCUGUCAUUUUUUUAUCAUAGGUACACUUCAACUGUGAGAGACGGAAUCUAAAACAAAAAUCCAGAAAAUCACAUUGUUUGAUUUUUAAGUAAUUAAUUUGCAUUUCAUUGCAUGACAUAAGUAUUUGAUCACCUACCAACCAGUAAGAAUUCUGGCUCUCACAGACCUGUUAGUUUUUCUUUAAGAAGCCCUCCUGUUCUCCACUCAUUACCUGUAUUAACUGCACCGGUUUGAACUCGUUACCUGUAUAAAAGACACCUGUCCACACAUUCAAUCAAACAGACUUCAACCUCUCCACAAUGGCCAAGACCAGACAGCUGUGUAAGGACAUCAGGGAUAAAUUGUAGACCUGCACAAGGCUGGGAUGGGCUACAGGACAAUAGGCAAGCAGCUUGGUGAGAAGGCAACAACUGUUGGCGCAAUUAUUAGAAAAUGGAAGAAGUUCAAGAUGGCGGUUAAUCACCCUCGGUCUGGGGCUCCAUGCAAGAUCUCACCUCGUGGGGCAUCAACGAUCAUGAGGAAGGUGAGGGAUCAGCCCAGAACUACACGGCAGGACCUGGUCAAUGAACAGAAGAGAGCUGGGACCACAGUCUCAAAGCAAACCAUUAGUAACACACAACGCUGUCAUGGAUUAAAAUCCUAUAGCGCACGCAAGGUCCCCCUGCUCAAGCCAGCGCAUGUCCAGGCUCGUCCGAAGUUUGCCAAUGACCAUCUGGAUGAUCCAGAGGAGGAAUGGGAGAAGGUCAUGUGGUCUGAUGAGACAAAAAUAGAGCUUUUUGGUCUAAACUCCACUCGCCGUGUUUGGAGGAAGAAGAAGGAUGAGUACAACCCCAAGAAUACCAUCCCAACCGUGAAGCAUGGAGGUGGAAACAUCAUUCUUUGGGGAUGCUUUUCUGCAAGGGGGACAGGACGACUGCACCGUAUUGAGGGGAGGAUGGAUGGGGCCAUGUAUCGCGAGAUCUUGGCCAACAACCUCCUUCCCUCAGUAAGAGCAUUGAAGAUGGGUCGUGGCUGGGUCUUCCAGCAUGACAACGACCCGAAACACACAGCCAGGCUCCGUAAGAAGCAUCUCAAGGUCCUGGAGUGGCUUAGCCAGUCUCCAGACCUGAACCCAAUAGAAAAUCUUUGGAGGGAGCUGAAAGUCCGUAUUGCCCAGCGACAGCUCUGAAACCUGAAGGAUCUGGAGAAGGUCUGUAUGGAAGAGUGGACCAAAAUCCCUGCUGCAGUGUGUGCAAACCUGGUCAAGAACUACAGGAAACAUAUGAUCUCUGUAAUUGCAAACAAAGGUUUCUGUACCAAAUAUUAAGUUCUGCUUUUCUGAUGUAUCAAAUACUUAUGUCAUGCAAUAAAAUGCAAAUUAAUUACUUAAAAAUCAUACAAUGUGAUUUUCUGGAUUUUUGUUUUAUAUUCAGUCUCUCACAGUUGAAGUGUACCUAUGAUACAAAUUACAGACCUCUCUACAUGCUUUGUAAGUAGGAAAACCUGCAAAAUCGGCAGUGUAUCAAAUACUUGUUCUCCCCACUGUAGAAUUCAGAAAUUAGGUAUUGUAAAUAACGUAGGUAUUUAUUUUACUUAUGUCCGAGACUGACAAAAUGUUGAGAAAUAAUGAGCAGAUCAUAUCAUUUACUAUGUCUAGACUCAUUUCUUUGUUGCUGAAUUGUUUUAAUAUCAAAACCUGACUUAAACUAACACCUGAGCCACUUGUUGAAAUGAAACCCUUUGAUAGUGAAUGUUGUCUUGAAUUCUAUACAUGAGCCAAUUUAACCUCUAUAACAUCACCAGACAGGGACAAAGUCAAAUCAUAGCUUUUUAUACCAAUUGUCCACAUUGCCUCACUAGUGGAGCACUAUCCAAAUGGGUGGUUAAACCCACUGACACUUAUACUGUAUGUCUAUGUGCCUUUGGUAACACUAUUGCUGUCAAUUUCCCUAAUAUGGUGUUUAAUUGCAAGCCAAGACAGUAGAUUUAGGACAGUCUGUCUGAGAUGUAUCUUUCUCAUUUUCUCCCUUGUCUAACUUUCUGUCAUCCACUCAUUCUCAAGCUUCCUGUCCAACUGUGUGAGAGCAGUAUAUAAUUGUGUAAUUCUUCUAUGACAGAAAGCCUUUAAAAAAUGGUUUACGGGACCAUGUCCCCAUAGCAGAACCUUUUGAAGAACCCUUUUGGGUUCCAGGUAUAACCCUUUCCACAGAGGGUUAUAUGUGGAAUCCAAAAGGGUUCUACCUGGAACCAAAAAUGGUUCUACUAUGGGGACAGCUGAACCAUUUUCAAACCCUUUUUUCUAAGAGUGUAGCAUAUCAUGUCUUCAUUCAGGUUCAGAAACAUAAGUUUCCUUUCAAUGGUUUUCACAGAAUUGUUUACUGGAGAGAGAUAUUUAUUUGACUAAGUAAAAACUGAUUAUGACAGUUCUAGGUACUGAAAUAGAAGCCAUCCAAGUGCAUUAUAUAUCAUGCUGCUAACCUUUUAACCAGAUGAUUUAUUCAAAUACUCAUGAUAGUGUUGAGGUGGCUUUAGACCACAAUGUUUGACACCUCUUUCUCUGAGGUCAGAGUGAAAUGAAUGUGUCUAACUGUUUACAAUGAAAUGUGUUUGACCUUGAGGAUGUCACAGUGUUACAGGUAUUAGACAGACAGAGAGUUUGGGUAAUUAUAUAUGGCCUAAGUCUAACAAAGACAUUAUUGUUGAGUCAGUGAAAGUGUUUGUUUACGUUUCCUUUUUAACGUGGGGUUGGGGCUAAACAUAUUGUUUCAUUCAAGAGCCAUAUGGAAUAAAUCCAGAAAUGUGUGUUAACUAACAUCAACCGUGCAGAUCAUGAAUAUGUAAAUAUUAUGUUCAUAAUGUAUUUGUAAAUAUUCAUAACAAAAAGUGGUCAUGAUGUCCCAGUGUAGAAUUUGUACACCGUUAAACAUUUGAUGUACAUAAAAAAAUGCUUAUAUUUAUUUUAGAAUCAUUACACUGUGAAUGGUACUUUACUUGAAGCCUGAAGUUUUGGUCUGACAAGCCUUUUUGUGUUGUAAAUGUGUCAUACAUACACAAAAUACAAGUUAACUGUGUUAAUUGUGUUCGCUGCCUUUGGUUUUCCAGAAUGAUUCAAUAUUGAGAUGCUUUAGUAGUUUCAAAAUAGUCACCUUUCACAUAGAUGUAUCUAUCUAUUAUAUUCCAUCAGAUUUUUAGCACUAAUUUGAGAAUUAAAUGUUUCCAGAAUUACAUUUCUUUAACCUUUUAGAUAAUAAGGGCACUACCAAUGGCCAUUACAUUAGCAGGAUGACAGCCUGUUGAAUAACACAAACGUUCUGUAAUUCCUGACAGAAGCAUGGGAGGUAUGAUGUAUUUAUUCAUGAAAUUGUAUGAUUGUAAAUACACAAAUCACACAGGUGUUUUAUAUUUCCGGACUAUGUUGAUUUAUUGUGUUUAAUUAUAUGGACUCAGACGACUGAUUUUUAGUGUGAGCUUGUUUUUGUCUCAAAGAAAGAAAAAGGAGCACUCUG
Messenger RNA from Oncorhynchus nerka (sockeye salmon), 6941 nucleotides. RefSeq names its product low-density lipoprotein receptor-like. Lineage: Eukaryota; Metazoa; Chordata; Actinopteri; Salmoniformes; Salmonidae. The transcript is spliced from 18 exons. The record is from RefSeq and is a predicted model, not a curated record. Bases 205 to 2847 code for a protein of 880 amino acids. Gene Ontology annotation, cellular component: early endosome; plasma membrane. Gene Ontology annotation, molecular function: lipoprotein particle binding; low-density lipoprotein particle receptor activity; protein binding. Gene Ontology annotation, biological process: receptor-mediated endocytosis involved in cholesterol transport; cholesterol homeostasis.